This is a messenger RNA of Lachancea meyersii CBS 8951, 1494 nucleotides long. The record is from the annotation of a GenBank genome assembly. NCBI's taxonomy places the organism in Eukaryota, Fungi, Ascomycota, Saccharomycetes, Saccharomycetales, Saccharomycetaceae.
AUGCCAUGGACAUUAUAUAAGAGUCCUACUGUGCGAAUUGGGCUUAGGUUUCUGUCAAAUACCAGAAAAUCCGUUUCCGUCGUAGGGUCCGGCCCGUCAGGCUUUUAUACGGUGUGCAGGCUGCUGGCUAAGUCAGAAGUACCAUUGAAUGUCACCCUGUGGGAGAAAUUGCCCGUACCGUUCGGGCUUAGUAGAUACGGUGUGGCUCCGGAUCAUCCUGAAGUUAAAAAUUGCGAAGAUACUUUUAGCCGAUGUGCCCAGGAAUUUGGAGCCAGCAGUGGCGCUCGACACACAUUCAAGUUUAUGGGCAACGUAAGCAUCGGCAAAGACUUGAAACUGAGAGAUCUCUUGGACACACAAGAUGCUGUCAUUCUCAGCUACGGCUGCAGUGGUGACCACAAGCUGGGUAUUCCUGGCGAAGAUUCCACUUCAGGUGUGUUCACCAGUCGCGAGUUUGUGAGUUGGUAUAAUGGACACCCCGAAUUUGCUGGCGAAAACGAUAAGCUAACCUCUUUCCCCUGGUCCAAAGUGCGUAAUGUGGGUAUUAUUGGCAACGGGAACGUUGCACUUGAUAUUGCUCGAGUGCUACUGAGUAACAAUAUCCCGCAACUGUGGUCCUCUACAGAUAUAAAUCCGGUAGCGCUUAAGGCGCUCAAUCAGGCGCCCAUUGAAACUGUGAAAAUGAUUGCACGUCGGGACUUUUCUCACAGCAAAUUCACGAAUAAGGAAUUCAGAGAAUUGUGGGAACUCGAGAGAUACGGCAUCCAGGGAAUUAUAAAAUCAGAAUUCUUCAAGCUGGAAGAUUUGGACAUGGAAAACGCCGAUAGGGUCUUUAAACGCCGUGUUGAGAUGAUAUCCGAGUAUUCUUUGCCAUUUAAUCAACGCACCAAGAAAAAUUACAAAAAGCAUCACCCUCCUGAGAGUGGCCCCACCAAAACCUGGGAAAUGGACUACUUGAAAACGCCUUUGGCUAUUAACAGUAAUUCUCAAGGUGACCUAGAGUCGUUGACACUGUGUCGCAACAGUUUGUCUCCAAGUAGUAGAGUCGAGCAGCAUUCGAGCGAGACCUUAACGUAUAACGUGGACGUCCUUAUUACAUCGCUUGGAUAUGGCAGUAGUCCACUGCAUGAGUUUGGCCCACUCCAAAUCGGAUUCGUCAAAAAUCGCGUGGCGAAUGCCAAUGGCCACGUUCUGGACACCAACGGCGGAAUUGUCCCGGGAUUAUACGCCUCGGGUUGGAUUCGUAAGGGAAGUAGUGGUGUGAUUGCGUCAACAAUGUCGGAUGCCUUCGAAGUAGCUGAUGCUGUUAUGGCAGACCUCGAGUCAGGGUCGCCACCGAAAGCCAGGGAACUGAAAACGCAAGGACUCAAUUAUACUACAUGGGAAGAUUGGGAAAUAAUAGAUAAAGAAGAGAAAAGAAGAGGCAUGCAGCAUAGCAAGCCAAGACAAAAGUUUUUGUCAGUAUCUGAAAUGUUGAGCUUUGUCAAAAAGUAG